Messenger RNA from Knipowitschia caucasica, 477 nucleotides. NCBI's taxonomy places the organism in Eukaryota, Metazoa, Chordata, Actinopteri, Gobiiformes, Gobiidae. The record is from the annotation of a GenBank genome assembly.
AUGGCGGGCUUCCUGGAUAACUUCCGCUGGCCUGAGUGUGAGUGCAUGGACUGGGGGGAGAGGAGGAACACUCUGGCCUCUAUCGGAGCGGGAGUCCUGUUCUUCAGCGGCUGGUGGAUCAUGAUCGAUGCCGCGGUCACAUACCCGAGCCAGGAGCAGAUGAACCACGCCUUCCACACCUGCGGCGUCUUCUCCACCAUCGCCUUCUUCAUGAUCAACGCUGUGUCGAACGGUCAGGUGAGAGGAGAUACGUACGGAGAGGGCUGUCUGGGACGCACAGGGGCCCGGCUGUGGCUGUUCUUGGGCUUCAUGAUGAUGUUCGGCUCCCUCAUCGCCUCCAUCUGGAUCCUGUUCGGGGCUUAUGUUGUUCCAAAGAAGGAGGUGGCCCCAGGACUGGCGGUGUUCUUUCAAAACGCCUUCAUCUUCUUCAGUACUCUGAUCUACAAGUUCGGGCGCACAGAGGACCUUUGGGGCUGA